CCAGGUUGACAGCGUUUUUGUAGUGAACAAAUCUUUCAAACUGCGAGGCUGUGUGUGCGGUCAGUUCGGCGAUAUGGCGGUUAAAAGCUCUCUUGUUUUAGCCUGUAGGGAUUAAUGUCCUCCCGCUGAACGUUUAACAGAGCAUAUCAAAUGGCUGCAAAGAAUCCAAAUCCUCAGGAUAUUGGUGAAUUUGAUCGUAUCCGGAAGGAAAAUGCAGUGCUCCGAGAUGAACUUGUUAACAUGCGCGAAGAAAUCUCAAGUGAACGACACACUCAUGAACAGUUGUUGAAAAGCUUUCAAGUUCGACACAAUGAAGAUUCGAGGAAACUACGGGAGGAGAAGAAGCUCACAUCGAAAUUAGCGGAGGAAAAUGGAGAACUUCGGUUGGAGCUUAAAGCUUUUAGGGAGCGUUCUCUGGCAAAUGGAAGGGAUCACGAAAAGUUACAGGGGUCAGAUGUAAACGAAAGAUUGUUCCAGGAACUCAGUGCUAUGGGGAAACGGCUUGGAUUACUGCACAAUGAUUUACUCUCAAGUCCUGCUCUGAAAAAUUUGGAUGGAAGGCAUGCUGCCAAACGAGGUGAGAGAGGAAUUUUGUUGUGUACUUCUGAAAAGCGUCGCUUCAGUUACUUCCAAGCUUUUGAAUUGUUUGUAUCAAUUGCAGGGUUACUAAAUACUAAAGUUAUCUCGUGUAAAAGGAGUAGAUUAUGGUAGAUAAAGAGUCUUAAAAGAGGGGAUGAACUUAAUCGUUCUGCAAUAUGUGGGACAGCAAAUCACAGAUUUAAGAAUGAUAUGGAGGGUAGGCUAGAAAGUGAUACCAAUUGAUCAAAGGUUCGAAACGCACAUUGGUAGCAGAGGCACAGACUGUCUACCUCCAACCACUACUGUGAUUUAGAAGCAGUAAUAAUGUUUCCUGAGAAGAGAAUUCUUUGUUAAUUAGUACGUCAUCUUUAUGUCGGCCUCUUAAAGGGGAAAGGUGGGAAUUAUUAGUUAAUGACCAACUUAAAUUGGCCCCAAGGAUCUACGCAUUGCUUGUUUGUUGACAUUGGGUAUAAAUAGGGUAGUUUUGAAAUAUGAACUGGGCUGAAACAGAGCUGAAGUAAUUUUAAAAUCGUGGAUGUAUUCUGGGCUUUGUAAUGUCAUUAGUUGAAACUUCUAGUCUGGUAUCAAAUAUCAAAUAACGCAUGAGAUUAAGAAUGAGGUAGAUUAUGUACUAGAUAACAGCAGACGCGUAAUGUAAUUAGUAUGGAAAGCGUUGUGCUUCUGAACUGUAACAUUCUUCGUUUCUUAUCUCUGGAGGUAAAUUUCUAUCAAUUAAACUUGAACCAAACACAAAUUGAAAGAAUGUGAUGAUUUCAAAUUUCAUUUUUUGUGAAAGGUUGAUGUUUAUAGGCAAGAUAAAUGAGUGAAGAAAAGAUUGUGCAAAUUGAAGAUGUACAGUAUUCAAACGCCGCAGGAAUGUGUUCUCUACUUUUUGUUUUGAGAUUCUGUUUGAAUUAAACUGAAGAUUGAUUUCAUUGAAUUGAAGAAAAAAUAUAUAAACCCUUACAGUGCCAUGAGUGACCAAGACAACUUUUCCAUAUAAUAUCAACAUUAUAUCAAACAGACAAGUGAUGAAAAUAAAGGAAAAUAUCAAUUAGGGGAUUAUUUGUGGAUCCAAUACCAAAUUCUUUGAACCAACUUCAUAAAAAUUGUAUGACAGACAGUAAGGAGAAUUACAAUUGAGAACUUGGGAGUGAAAAGCUUAAGAGAACUGGAUGCAAAAGAAAGGAAAAAUAUGUAAAACUUAGCGAGAAAUACCAUCUGUUAUUUCAAUGAGGUAUUUUCUAGUUUGAUGUGCCAAAAAUGUAUAAUAUCAUAUACAGGUGUUAAAAAGUGUACAAUUUUUAAUACUGUGUGGGAUGAAAAUUGAUAGAGAUUUGCAGAUACCCUAAUUUUGUGUUUGAUUGGAAAAACUUCUGGGUCCAGUUGUAGAAAAGGGUGGAUAAUGCUAUCCAAAGGAUAAAUUGCUAUCCAGGGCAUAAGUGUUGACAAAAUGUACUGUGCUAUCAACUGGGUAAAGAUUUAUUCAGCAGAUAAUGUUAUUCACCCUUUGAACAACCAGGUCCUGCAGUUUUUACUUUAUCAAAAUAUAACAGAUAUCCUCAGAGAGCUGUAACUUCCAAAGGCAAAUAUUCAUAUUCCUUUGAUAAUAAUUAUAAUAUCAUUAUAUUUUGAUGGAAUGUAGAAGCUGGAUCUGUUGUGAAAGACCCCUUAAAGAAACUAGGCACAGAACUGAUGAGCUUAAGAGCCCUACUAACAGCAAAAUCAAGCAUCAGGCUCAAUGGAGUUACAUUACCAGAUCAUAGAGAAGGUAAUUAUAUUCAGUAUAAGUUUACACCAAACAGGUGAAUAGUGCUUUUUGCAACCAUGAUUGUCUAUUUAUUUAGUCACAUUGAAUCAUUAGUCUUGAAAUAAGAGCUAUUUUGUAUAUAAAGUCAUGAGUUUUUCUCUUGAGUUGGAUUCAUUUUGUUCUUUCAGUUAAGACAAAUGGUAUGGCUUCAAAUUCAGUGAGUGGUAAUAAAACAAGUCUACCACCAGAUGACUUAGUCCAUCUCACUGGACCAAUCACAGAAGCUGCACUUCUGGAAGUUCUUCAACAAAGAAGUGCUGCAGCUGAAAAUUAUGUAGGUGAUAAAAUGGAAACAGUGACAUUCAACCUCUUCUUGUUUAUAUGCAUCUGAUGGAAAUCAAUGCUUCUUUACUUUUGAACCUUUAAGUACAAUGUCUAAAUUCCCAUUUCACCAGUGUGGUAAGUUUUCCCUUCACGGGAAAAUUUAGAAUAUUUGGUUCCAUAUUUAGGAAAUAAGUAUCAUUUGCUAUUUACAUUUUGUGGUGCUGAAGGUUCUGAAUAUCCAUCAUAUAUUAAUUAACCAUAAUAAAAUAAUUGAGAUACUUAAAGUGCCCUGAUUGGUCAUAAACCUAUCAUCUAUUGCACUGGUAAACCCAUAGAAAAUUGAAUUUUAUUUUGUAAAACUGCUAGACUACACUUUUGAUUGGUUUUCCAGUAUAAUAACCUAGUUGGAAUGUUAGGAAUAGGAGAACAUUUGAAAAGUUUUUAAAUCACUCACGUGGCCUCGACAGAUAAGCUCAGAGUGUUUAUUUUCUUUAAUCUCUUGUUUCUCUUCUUUUCCUUUUUCCCAGACAAAUUUAGGUUCUGUGAUGAUUGCUAUGAAUUCAUUUGAUCGAGCUCAGUCCAGAACAGGCCUGCCUCAGAGUUUCUCAGAUAAUCAAAGACUACAGACAGUUAUUCAAAGAGUGACAAGGAAGUUGGCUUAUUCCAGUGCUCCACAAGUUAUUGUUCUAAGGUAGAUUGUAUAUUUCUUCCAAAUAAAUUUGUAACAACACCAUACAGGAUAAUCUUGGUCUUGAAAUUUAGAACAGUAAUGAAAUCUCUGAAUGAUGAGAAAACAACAACAACAAAACACAUCAGCAAUCUAUGAUCACUACUAACAGUAGAGAUAACCUAUGUAAAGCUAUAACCUUAAUGUCUUUGCCUGGACCUCCUAAUCUGGUGAGCGAUACACAAGGCAAGAGGUUAAUUUUGCACCUUUCACAUAAAAAAUGAAAUUUGUUUAUUUUUUAGUGGGAGUGGAGGUAGUGGGAAGACAUUCACAGCCCAGGCUCUUGUCCAUCAUCUCUUAGAACAGGCUGGGGGAGGAAUGGAUUCCGAUAUCUGUAAGGUUAGAGUAUUUAUAUUGUAACAUCCAUUACACUGUGGAAGAUUCAGUGGGUAAAUAUGCUAAGAAAGGAGACAUGUGUCAGUUACUGAGGUGAUCUACUUUGAAAUAUGUAAUCAGCCUUUUGGGCAACAGUGAUAUUAAAAUCAGGAAUAAAUGACCAUUUAUGGAGGUUUUGGCCAUAACAUCACUUACUGAAUAUCUGGGUAUCUCGAUGUGAGGUAACAGCAAGGGAGUUAGUAUAACAAUGUAAUGAUGAAUGACCAUAAAUUUAGAGGGCUUAGUUGGUAUCUGAAUUCAUUGUCCUUUGAUAGUUAUAAAAUGUUGACUCUGUUUUAUCCUUUAGCACUUUCUGGCCUCUGUAGCUGUGAUCCAAUCUCUAGGAAACGCAAAGACCCCAACAAACUCAGAUUCCUCCAGAAUGGUAUGAUUAUGCUACUAGUGUAUUUUAUACCUUCCAUGUUUUUUAAGAAAAAUUUGUUCAAUUUCUUUUUCUUUAAAGUAGUUAUUAAUCUGCUAAUUGUCUUUCUUGAUGUCUUAGGGGACUCUUUUUGAAUUCCAUCUGUCUGAUGGUUUGAUAUCGAGAACCAAACUCCAGUGCUAUCUCCUUGAUUCUGUAAGUAUCUGCAAGGUGUUGAAUAUGAAGGAAGAGUUUAACAAAAUCUUAAUCCAUUUUUCAUAUCAUGCUUCUGAUCAAAGCCAUAAUACACUUUCAUAUCAUGCUUUCUGAUCAAAGCCAUAAUACACUGUUACCCUUACCCCAUGGAUGCCUUGUUAAGGGUGUAGGGCCGAGGGAGUGGAGGUAUCACAACUCUUGUCCCAUCUUGUGUUGAGAGACUUUUGUGCAGAUGGGCUGCUGAUUAAACUUGCUGGCUGAGAAAGAGUUGAUUGCCUGCUAGAGAGCAAGCAACAAAUCCCACCAUCCCCAACAACAUGAAAAGGUUUGAAUGAACUUCUGUUUUGAUAAACUUUUUACACACUCGAGCAUCUAGGCCGCUGUUAUAAGGUGAGGAAAUUAGGAAAAUUUGAGUGAUUGCUAACCAUGUUGUCUUCCCAUGUCUUGCCUUUGCCAUUUUAUAAAUGUGAAGCGUGGAAGCCUUUCUGUGAAGGGGUUGCACAAGAUUGGGAACAAAAUGUUGUUACCAGAAUUCUCUUAAAGUCUACACAGUUCUUAUCAUUAGCUACAACUCUGAGAACUGACUUUCUGUUGCUGCAGACAAGAGUCGUAUGUCCACCAGAGAAGGAAAGAAAUUUUCACAUAUUUUAUCAGCUGUUAUAUGGGAUCACUCAGGAGGAAAGAGGUAUUGUAAAGAGAGGCUGUAUUUCAAAUUUAUUCUUGGUUCAAUCCUAUCAGUUCCAAGAUCUAAAUAACAAUUCUCCACACUGUUUGCCAUACAUUUUUUUGAAAUUUGAGAACCGAGAAUUUAGUGUUAAAUCAAGAGAAAACUUUAAAUAUAAUUUUUUUGUUCACUUUUCAUCACAUUUCUUCAGACUUCACUGGUUGUAUAACACUGGGCUACCUCAACUUGCCUUUUUUCUCUUCAUAUUUUUUAGUUAAGCUUCAUCUUCAAGGCUACAGUGUGCACACUUUGUCUUACCUGAGUAGCAGUCCCAUUCCUUACAAUGAAGACGAGGAAGUGUUCAGAGCUAAAUUUGAGCAGUGGAGGGUAAUUGUGAUCUUCAAUGAUUGUUCAUUUAUAUAUUUUAUUACUAUAGUUGUUUUUAUGUGUAGUUUCAAAACACACUGCAGAACUACACAAUAGCAUAUCUAAUAAGUUUUUAAUGAUCAAAUUGUUAUACUUUGUAAGGCAGGAAAAGCAAAUAGAGAAUCAGCUUGUGACAGGUCUUGUGUGAGGCUUCCAUUAGAUUUCAGUACAAAACAACCAACUAUCCAACAUACAAUGUCAAAGGAUAUUUGUAAUUGAUUUGUGCAUUAUUUCUACUCUAUAUAAUGUAGUUAGAUGGUCCAUGUCAGUAAACCUUGCAUCCUUUGACUCUUGGUCUUGACUAUGCAUAUUUUUUUUUUAAUUUAUGGACUACUUCUUUUUUAAGGGAGCUCUGGCCUCUCUGGGUAUCCCUUUUGUGGAUGUUCUCAGAAUUUUAGUGGCAAUUCUUCUACUUGGAAAUGUAGAGUUCGUUGAUGGUGAAGGUCUUGAACUUGAUGUCAAGGGAAAUAAUGGUAGGUGUAAUAAUUUCAAGUAUUAGGGAAUAAUCCAGUCAUCAAACGAAGGAUUUAAAUGAGGGUACUAAAGGGUUGAAAAUAUUUCUUCUAUUUUUGUCAGAAAUCAAAGCUGUUGCUGCUCUUCUUGGUGUUUCUGGGGUUUCAUUGUACAGAGGUCUGACCACAAAAACCAAGAAUGUGAGGGGACAGAUUCUUAGAUCGCUGUGUGACUCUGUUACUGUAAGUUGAUCAAAGUUUAGGUGUGUAACUAAUUGACAAUCUCUUUUAUCCUAAGUGCUCAGCAAGUGGAAAUGUACCUAAUGAGUAACGAAGAGCAGUCAAAAUUAUGCAAGACUGGAUUAUGCAAUAUUGCUUAAUAGCAAGUUUCAUAGAAAUCAAGAAGGGAUUCAAGUGGAUGAGUAAACAAAAUCUCCAAUAACCCUUUGUCUCGAAGUGACAUUCAACUCCAAAUCCUCCUCUCUAUUCAGAGUUGACUCAAAGGGUCUUUUGAUUCCUUUUUGUUAGGCAAAUUCAAACAGAGACAGUCUUGCCAAGGCACUGUACUGCAGGACAGUAGCUGCUAUUGUCCGACGAGUCAACAGCUACAAGAGACCUGCAAGUCUGAUGUCAGUGUCACCCCAAGGAUCUUAUGAGUCAUUGCGGACUGCAUCCAGUUCUCCUGGAUCAAAUGGGUCUCUGGGUAAAAGUCCACUUACCUCCAGCAAUGGUUUGCUAAUGGCAUCACUUCCUGGUAUUGUGAAAUUUGAAACAUUGAAUUGAAAAUUAAUUUUCUUUGGAAUUUUGUACAAUAUUGUGUAAGUAAUAAGUUAGACAGUUUCUUAAGAUAUAAUAUAACUUCAUUUUUUCCUUUUGGUGAAAACUGGGGUAAUAUAUAUUUUUCCUUUCAUUAUUCAACUGGUAGCAUGCAUGUCCUUCAAGACUAGCAAGAGUAUCAUUAAGGUUGUUAAGCCUGCUAAUAGAAACAUGUUAAGCUCACCAAAAUAAAUUUUUAUUUUAAGAGGCCAGAGGGUUUAUGGAUUUCACUAGCCUUACAUCAGAAAGAUAACUUUUUUAGCAUAAAAAUCUGAUGUUUAUGUUAUUACCUUCAAUUUAUUUUCCAUCUUGUUUGAUAUUUUAUCAGUGAUUACUCCCCCAUCCACUCCCAGCCUGGAUGGUAGUUUCCAGUUCACCAAGGGAGCCUCUGGACUCAUCGGCAUCAUUGAUAUGUUCGGCUUUGAAAACAGUGAGGUAUGACGUGGAUCAAUAACUGUCAAUAAGUCAAGGAAUGUACUAGGCAUGGUGAAUAUCAUAGCUACAAAGUUAAGUGCUUAUUGCCCUCAACUUGCACUUCCAUGUUGCAUCAGGCUGAUAAUUCUUUGGAUCACAAAUUUUGAGCCAUUGGGGGUCUCCCCUACCUGUCCCUCUUUUUGUUACCAUAGUAACCCCCCCUUCACCAACACUGACUGGAAGAAUCUUUUUAAUGAUUAGUCUCUCAGGUGUUUUAUACAAGAAGAGUAUGCCCUUCACUAUCUGCUGGAAUCUGUUUUUGUCAAUUCUGGGUGUCAUUGAUUUUUUUUUUGUCCUUCUCUUGUAAUAGGUGAAUCAACUUGAACAGCUCUGUGUAAAUCUGUGCUCUGAAACAUUACAACAUUUCUAUAACACUCAUAUAUUCAAGAGCAGAGAAGAGUACAGCAGGUAUUGCUUCAAAUCUUUUUUUCUUUUUAAGCUGCGUCUAGAUUUUUUUUAACAUUUCCCUCUCUAGGAAGGAUCCAAGAUCCAAGCCUUAAUUUUUUCACCUCUCUUCAUUCUACAGGGAAGAAGGUGUUCUUUCAGAUUUUGGAGUGGAUUACUUUGAUAACGCUCCGUGCAUUGAGCUACUCACUUGCCAGGUACGUUAAAAAAUGCCUGAGAGCAAUUUUAAAAAUAUUUUUCAAAAAUAUUGAAAGUGAUUCGGGAGUUUACUGGUUUGCUUCUCUGUUCUCUAAAACUGGUCAUGCAAACUCUCGCCAUUUUCCGAGCCAAUCAGGUGCAAAAAUGAAACAAAGUGCGUCUUGGUUAUUUGCGUUUUCCCGCGUUUGAAGCGCUCUCUGUUUCCUGUUAUUGGUCCAGAAACUUCUCGUUUUUUCGCCGUUUUCUUAACCAAUCAGAUGCAAAAGUGAAACAAACCGCGUCAGGGUCGUCCGCGUUUUCCCGCGCUUGACCACAUUUGCAUAUAAUUGUCUUGAGUUCUUGUUGACCUCUUGUAAUGUUGGCCUCUGUUCUGUUUGGCGAUAGUCAUGUACAUACUUUAGUUUCCUUCGAAAGGCAUCCUGUAAGCUGUCAAUCCGCCCUAUCAUAAAAUUCUUAUCUGAUGAUUAUAUUUAUUAUGAUUACAACCUUUCGUUGUUGCUAGACCUUAAGUCUUAAGGUCAAAAUACGCCAUUACAUGUUACCCCCGGGUUCAAACCAUUUACUGGAAGAUCUUACUUUGUUUGGUGUCGAAUCGAAAGCUAUCAUAAUUUUCAUUUGACUCUCUUUAUUAUAGCGUGCUGGGAUUUUAACAGUGUUGGAUAAAGAAAGCUUAUUCGCAAGGUAAGAAGGUGAUCGCGCUUUACAACUCUCAUUUUAUGGAAAAGUCUUCUUUUUCCUAAACAGUGAAGGUCUAUGUUUGUUACAUUCUUUAAGAACCAAUUGAUUGACGAAAGUAAUUUGAGAUUGUUUUGGUUUUCCUUACCUCCAAAAAAUUGGUUCAGAAAACUCGCGCAAUCCGAUCCCCUCAACCAUUUAGAUGCAAAACCUAAAGCAAUCGUGACUUAUUAGUCAUUCGCGUUUUCCCAUGUCCAAGCAGUUUGCUUGAUAAAAAUCACCUUGACCUCUCAUUGGCCAAUGAUAAUGUCAACUUUGUGCUGAUUGGUCGCUAAGGAUUACUUUGUAAUUGGUCAAGAAAACUCUCGCUAUUCCAAACCAAUCAGGUGCAAAAACGAAACAAAGUGCAUCUUGGUUGUUUACGUUUUCCCGCGUUUGAAGCGCUCUCUGUUCCUUGUUAUUGGUCCAGAAACCUCUCGCCAUUUUCUCAAACAUUCAAGUGCAAAAAUGAAACAAAGUGCGUCUUGGUUGUUUGCGUCUUCCCGCGUUUGAAGCGCUAUCUGCUCCCUGUAAGCUAAGCAAAGCAAUCCCAAAUUACUUUCGAUGAUGUAAACCUUUGUUCUGAUUGCUCGCUAAGGAUUACUUUGGAUUUGGUUUUUUCGACACACAAAAGAACACUGCUCCAGUAGCUUUAAUCAUAACAAAACAUUCAGCAAGAAAUAGAAAAAAUUUAACCGUUCCAACUCAGUAGUGUUAAGGUGGAAAAACCUGUGACACGUUUCUGACAUGCUCGGAAAACGAGCUAGUGUUAAUAGACGCGAGAAAAGGUACACGUAUAUGAACAACGGUUAUUUUUAAAACAGUCUAUGUGUAAUAAAUGGUAAAAGAAAAACGGUAAAUGAGUGAUCAAACGCAAUAAAGAACUAGUAUAAAAGUUAUGGAUUCACAGCGAAGAUUGUAUGUUAGAUGGCAAUGUUGCGGAAGUAUCAACAAGGCUAAUAUUUCUUACAGAGGAAGCUACCAGAACUUCUUACAAAAAGUAAAGGGACAGCAUAAAGACAGCGAUAGGUAAGAUAAAAAUGUUAAUUAACGUUCGAAACAACUAUGACCGACGAAGAACUCUAUUUGUACCGAGAUUAAAGUAGAGGAACAAAAUAGCAUACUGUAUUUGUAUAGUUCGAUAUGGAGGUGGUCAGAUUCCGAACCGGAGCGGGUAGAGUCAAUUAAAAAAUUUUGUAAUUUCUUUGAUACGAUUCUUCGUUUCAGCUUUUUUGAUCCAGAUUCCGAGAGUUCGUGUUUUGGAGUAUCGCACUACAAUGGAAAUGUGAGUUGAAGCUCUUUACUUUCAACCUCGUGUCCAGGUUUUUUUCUUUCUUUUUCUUCUCUCCUCUCUCUCUUUCUGGCUUUAGUGCGGAGGGAAACGGGUAGGGGGGUAGAGGAGAGAGGUCCUGGAAAAGAGGUUACUUCUUCUUUUUGCUAACAUUACAGUGUUGAAUUGUGGUCAAACCGAAUCAAAGUCAUCACACCUUUUUCUGAUUGGGAACCUGGUAUGGGAGAGUUUUCUAGGACGGCGACGUUCUGAACGCGACGCAUUGAACGCGACGUUCUUCAGCACACACUGACUUUUAGUUCUGCUUCUCUGUAGGUCGUAUAUGAUGCCAGCUCUCUUCUUAACAUCAACAGAGACUCAAUUAAUGAUGACAUUAUAUGUGUGUUCUCAAGACAGGUUUGUUAUUCAGACUGGCUUCACCAGGCAAGGAAUUAGUAUUGCUUAGUAUUUCUUCACAAUGUUCCGUCAUGUGGUUGUUAAAAACGUGCGACCAGAUUAAAAGUGGCAAAAGACUAAAUGUAUAUUGUUAUUUCAAUCUCGAGGAAGACAGAAUUAACUUAAACGUCAUGCAACAAAGGUAUUCUGUGACGCCAAGUGUCUGUCACGUCGACCGCGGAGCUGUUUCUCCGUGUAUACCAAUUAAUACUGUUUUUUAGUGGCUCUUCACGCAGAUUUACAGAAAAGUAGUAGUGGUAUAUAACGGCGAGUGUUUUUUUUUUUAAUUUUUUUUUUAAGAACUGUAAUUUUGGUUUCGCUACGCAUCUUUUCACCAAUGAUUUGAAACCUCAGCAAGGACAGACAACUGCUCCCAAGGGGGUACUUUACAGGAUAUCACCUACCCCUGCUCAGGAGGCGCAAAGGUGAGAGACAAUCACAAUUAUUUUACUAUCCAUGAUUCUCGUCACGGCUUAAUUUGGUUUAAGGAAUACUGCUUUACACCAUCAGAACGUUGUUUUUCCAAAGGUUCAUUUGAACUCUUGUCAUUGAGGCUGUCUGAAGUGCGGGAAAGCGCGGGUAGUUACCAGGUUGUGCUCGGUUGUAGUUCGCAUCUGAUCGUUUGAGAGAGUGGUGUGAUUUUUCUCGACCAAUCAAAGUACAGUGUUAAAUAAAAAAAUAUUGCAAUACAGGACUGACUCUGAGGUGAAAGAAUGCUCUAAGCCGAAGAUAACAUGCUAGCCCUUUAGCCCCUAAGAGUGCCUUGCAUUUAACUUCUGUAUACAUCAUGAUACUACUGCUGAAUCAAACAUUAAGGCUUUGCGAAUAAAGGAAGUGACCACCGCCUCAAGAAGCUCUCGAUGUUUGAACAUAUUCUCCUUACCAAUAUAAUUGUAAAUGUAUAGAGAACAGUAUGGAGAAUAUACAUACGGAUGUUAGAAUGUAAAGGAUUAAAGGCGCAAGCAGUACUUGCCUCUCGCAGCAUCGUUUAAAACAACUUUUUUGUUCUUAAAUAACAGCCCCGCAGGAACAGCUGAUGCUCCUCUUCGUACAUUUUCUCAAGGAUUUCAGGUCAGUUUUCCAAGGGCUAAUCUUUUUCUUUAUGUUUUGAUGUCUCGAGCAAGAGUAAAAAGUUUGCCCUGGACGGUUACUGCGAGAUUCUCUUCCUCCUCGCUUAUUUAUCAAAUUUUCGUCUUUCGAAUAGAUAACCCUUAACUCCCGCGACUGACCAAGACAGAAUUUCUCCUUACAAUAUCAGUACAAUAUCAAACAGACAAGUAAAGAGAAUAAAGAGAACUAUCAAAAAAGAUAUUUUUAGUUGAUCCAAAACCAAAUUCUCCGAACUAACAUCAUAAGAAUUGUGAGACAGAUAGUAAUGAGAUCCUGGGAGGGAAAGGGUUAAAGAAACCCACAGUUUUGUAUCAUUAAAUCCCAUCGACGCCUUCACGGUGUGUUGUCUAAUUUUUCUUUCUACUUUUUUUUAUAGGAAAAAAUUGAUGGUCUCCUCAAAACCCUGGUUCAAGCGCAACCGACAUUUGUGAGAUGUAUAAAGGCAAGUUAUGAUUGUAGGCGUGUUUUAACUAUCCUAUUUUGUUGUUCGAGCAUUUUCCGAUUAAGUGUCGUAAAAAGAAAACAAACGUCAUCACGACAGCCAAUCAGAUGAAAAGAAAACAAACGUUAUUACAACAGUCAAUCAGAUGUAAAAAAAAAUACCUUAAAGAGCUAAUGAAAACUCAAGGUGAAAGUAACCAAACUGCCUAAAGCGCGGGAAAACGCGGGCGACCAAGUAGUGAUUGGUUGAGAGUGUGGCGCGAGUUUUAUGGACCAAUCACAGAGCGAAGUAAAGCAAAACCAACAAAUCUCAGGUAACUUUCCAUACUCAUUGCUCUACUUACAAUCUUGUGCUCUUCUGGUGACGCAUGAAGUUUUUAUUUCAUGUGUUCAGUGAAAUAAAAAUCUAAAAACUUUUUUAGUGGUCGGCACAAUUUUUUGUGCUCUACCAGAAGGGAGGAAAGGUGUCUCAAUUGAUACAUUUUCCGUCAAACAAAUCUCUUUUCACUCUGUAUCCAAAGUUAUCAACAGUACUCUCCCUCGGAAAGCAGCUAGUUUCAGUUAGUUUUAAUCUUUGUCGUUAAACUCCUGCUAGAUAAAUACCCGUGAGGAGCCAUAUUCCUUCGACCGUGGAAUUGUCAGCCAGCAGAUUCGAGUGUUGCAGAUAUUCGAGACUCUUCAACUGUUACAGUCAGGUAGUUAACCCUUAGACUCCCUUUAGUUACCAAGACAGAAUUUCUCCUUACAAUAUCAGUACAAUAUUAAGCAGAAAAGUCAUAAGAAUAAAGGAAAAUAUUAACUAGGGUGUUAUUACUUGAUCGAAUACCAAAUUUUCCGAACUAACAUCAUAACAAUCGUAUGGCAGGCUGUAGGGAGAAUUACUGAUGGGAUGUUGGGAGCGAACGGGUUAAACACAUUUAAAUGGAGUGUAAAGCGACUGAAAAUCCCAGCCGUUUUUCCCUAAGUAUAGAAAACGAAAAGAGCCCGUUGUUCUGUAAGGUCUUGAGACGAAUCGUGAUACAAUUGACGACAAAAAAACAAUGAAUAUAGAUCACAUGAUGCAAACCAUUUCGGAAGAGCUUUGCGUGUCCCUUGUCACUUUUAUCAAAAAGUUACCCACACAAAAUGCGGUUUAAUCAGCAAUUUCUUAUACAUAAUUAUCCUAUUUCAGCCCUCGCUAAUCGCAUUCGACUUGAAGCAUUCGCCAAGAAAUAUAGCUUUGUCUCACCGAGAAAAGUCCGGGGUCUGGAGGAGACUGGGUAUAAGGAUUGCAAAGAUAUUCUGGAGACGCUGAUGAGAAAAGUUGACAAGCCCAAUAAUGACGUCAUGUUUGGCUCUUGGGUACUGGGAAAGAGAUACGUUUUCUACAGGUAACUUGCAAUCAUUUAUUUUUUCUUUUUCAUUUUCAGUUUUCUCAAUUAGUGAGUCUUUCUUUCGCAUUUUUUUUUUUGAUGUAACGCUCAGAAUUUCAGUGCAAAAUAGAAAGGAAAAACCUCUGGAAUUAGGGAAGACGUUGAAACAAAACAGAUGGACAUCAUGAUACUUUUUUAAUGUGUGCCAGGCUUUGCACAAUAAUUGUUGCUUGUCGUGGACUUUUGUAGUGAGGUUGUGAAGCAAGAAUUGGACAAAUUAUACGAAGAAAGAAAAGUGAAGGCCGUGGUGACGAUCCAAUGCUGGCUCAGGAGAUGGAUCUGUCGAAAGAGAUGGCCAAACCUAAAACGUUCAUUGGAACUUCAGAGAAAAGGCCGGCAGGGUAGCAAAACUAAUCACAGGUAAAUAUUGUAAACCGAUAGCCAAAGGUAUUUGAAGAGUAGUAAGGAGGGAUAAGGUUAAGGUUGAUAGUGAAUUUGCCACGACGUCAAGACGCAUAGCUUAGAUUUUAUUUUUGUCCCACGUUCAUGAAGUACUUUGAUUGCUUUUUCGCGAUGUCGUCCAAGACUGUAGUUUGCUUCUCCCCUAACUAAGCCUCGUCGCUUUAACUCAAUAUCUCUUUUUACAGUCUUGUUCGCAGAUCAGUUUCCCUGUCGGAUGAGCUUCGGGUUGACACGAAGGCUGCAGACCAGUCAUGCUGUCUCUUCGGAAUCGAUAUGGUAGGUUGGCUUUCGUAAAGGAGAGAGUUGGGAAUACAGUGAUUCAUUUAGGAUUACUGCUGUUUAGUAUGAAAAAAUAGUUCGUAACGUAAGAUAGAGCAUUGUUUUUACUCUACACCGCUUUGUGAUCGAUCUAAAACAAAAAUACCGCGAAAAUGGAAACAAGGACAGAAUCUUAAGUUUUUUGCGGCCAUCUUUUCAGGAGACUCCCCCACCUUUGCCUAAAAGCCGUCCGUAUACUGUGUUAGGAAAUAUGAAGAUGGGGUUCCCACAAAAUCGUAUCAUGAAAAUGGAUUAUCCAGGUGAGUGGACUAUGUGCUUCAUUAUAAUUGGCAAAAUAAGAAAAUAAAUUUUAUUUAUUAUUUUUUUUUUUUACUGCCACCUUUAGAUGACGGAAGCGAAGUUCUCCUGAAGAAAGGAGAAGUUGUAAAGGUGGUUCGGGCAUCAGAAAAAAGAGGUUAUCUAGUUAUAGAGCACAGAGGCGCAACAGUUCACUUACCUUUUCAGGUUAUGGAGCUUAAGGUACGUGUUUAUUAUGCUUUGCCUUUGUUUAUCACUCAAGCAAUUUGAAACGUUGUGCGACGUGAUUGGCGAACGUGACCAUGGACGUAAUGCGUUCUAGCCAUGACUCGAAAAAUGUUCGGUUGCCUUAGUUAGUCUGCUUGUCUCUUCUUGCAGAUAACAAUUUAUUAAUUGAAUCUUUGUGCAAGUGGUCAUUGAAGUCUCGUUUUGUGGCGCCUAAGUUUUCCUUAGACAAUUUAACUCUUUCGUUAUCCGUAUUUUGCCUGCACUGUUAUUUUUUUUGACACCUUAGUUGAUUAAGACCUACUGGAUAUGUAGUUCUAACACUGACGCUAAUAGAAAUGUUUACUUGGGUCGAAUAAUUUACCUUUCUUCCCUAGAAUUAUAGUCGAAUCAUUCAUGUUAAAGCAGUCAAAUUCCCUCGAUAUUUCACCCAGGAAUGAUAGAUAAGAAUAUUUUGACUCUUUCAUUCGAGCUUUGAGGGACGAGUGACUCAAAGGGUAAUUUUUUCUAGAAUUCUCCGAACCCUUCACCGAGGUGACCAGGAUACAGUGAUAAGUAAAGACAAGUUAAGCUAUGGUAAGUUUUUUUUAACCUAUUUUACUCCGCAAAUACUACUGUAUAUUUUUUGACUCAGUGAUAAUCGCUGGAGUAAGUCUUUAAAAAAAAAAAAGUUUUUCGUUUUGUUUUGUCGUCUACAGGAAAUGUGAUUGAAGCUUGUUGGAGAGGGUUUAGCUUAUUACGUCAGCUACCCGUUCUAAUCUUAGAAAGCAGAUAGGACUAUGGCCCUCAUAAGCAGAACACCGCAAAGUUACGAGCUUGAACUCUAUUGAAUAAAAGGAAACGCAUCACUCGCAAAAACCUUGUCUUUUGAAAGCGCGUGAAGUAACACACGUGAUGUGCACGUGGACAUCGGCAUUGUGUCAGGAGUUAUUUACAAUUGGCUAGUGCUGAAGAUGGUUAAUCUGUGUACCUAUCUAUCAGCUGAAAAUCAACAGUAACAAUAAUGCAAGUACAGAAGUGGACAUAGCGCAACAUUUCUUGUCAGAUAAAAUUUACGAUAGCAUCUUGCUGAAGAUUUAGAUAUGUAUAUAGGGUGACAAUGUUUUUUAAGCUCUGUGAGUUUUUACAACCAUGGUGUAAACCUUGACGAAUGAUUUUGUGGAAUGAUUUUUCUUCCUAAGUGAAAAUACUGUUGAAAAAUAGGAAUAUUUUUGUAUGGUAUGAACAAAGC
Pocillopora meandrina is the source of this 15604-nucleotide messenger RNA. The record is from the annotation of a GenBank genome assembly. NCBI's taxonomy places the organism in Eukaryota, Metazoa, Cnidaria, Anthozoa, Scleractinia, Pocilloporidae.